Messenger RNA from Neopsephotus bourkii (Bourke's parrot), 1071 nucleotides. RefSeq names its product phosphatidylethanolamine binding protein 4 (gene PEBP4). Bases 3 to 731 code for a protein of 242 amino acids. The transcript is spliced from 8 exons. The record is from RefSeq and is a predicted model, not a curated record. NCBI's taxonomy places the organism in Eukaryota, Metazoa, Chordata, Aves, Psittaciformes, Psittacidae.
GGAUGCCUUCUGCGGGUAGAGAUGCAGCUGAUAACAGGGAAACCAUCUCCACGGCAACCUCAGAGCUCCAGGCUCUGCCUCAGAGCUGCUCUCCCAUCCCCAGGACCUGGCUGGGCAGGAUGAGGCCGCUGGGUGCUCUGUUCCUGGCUGCUCUCCUGACUGGUGCCGCAGCCUCUUGGCCUGAUGAACCUUCCAGGACCUGCUUCUUCCAGAUGCUCAGCGAUGGGGACAGCUUGUUCUGCAGAGGGGAUUUGGAAGUCAUUUACCCGGAGCUGGGUGACGUGGGCUGCUCGUACAUCCCCAAGUGCCACCAGUACCGGGAGCGCAUCAGCAGGGAAUGGGGCAGCCCCCGUGUCCGGUACCCGCAGGCUGACAAGAGCAAGAAGUACGUCCUGAUGCUGGUGGACCCCGACGUUCCCAGCAGAGCCAACCCCAGGAGCCGCUUCUGGAGGCACUGGUUGGUCACCGACAUCCCGGGUGCGAAUCUGAGGACUGGGGACGUCAAAGGGCACGUGCUGACGGAUUACGUCCGUCCCACGCCGCCGGCCCGCAGCGGGUACCACCGCUACCAGCUCCUCCUGCACGAGCAGCCAGCGCACGAGGCCAUCACCCUGAGCCCCGAGGAGCGCCGCUCACUGGGUUCCUGGGCGAUGGAGAGCUUCGUGAAGCAGUUCCGGCUGGGCUCCCCGGUGGCCUCCACACAGUUCCUCACCAAACACCACCAGGAUUAGCUCUGCCCAUUGUGCCCUUCCCCUGUGCAGCUGCAUCCCCUUCCCUGCAUCCCAGAGCCACAUCUGGGACCCACCGAGGAUGCGCCCGCCCUUCUCCCAGCCCAGGUUGAGAGCAGAAACCCAGCCCCUCCGCUUCCCAAACCCAGCAGAGCCCCUCAUCCCAUCCGAAGGUACCAUCCCGUCGGUGCCCUGGCUCCCUGGGUGUCCCGGGAAGGCUGCAUCCUCUUCUCCUCCCUUGCCUCAUUUCUGGCCUGCCCCCAGCAUGUCCCUCCUGCACCUUGGGCAUCUUACACCUUAACGCCUGCAGCUUCCAGAAUAAACCAUGAGUGGAUGGAGUGCA